Molecule: messenger RNA, 1983 nt
Organism: Paramacrobiotus metropolitanus
Lineage: Eukaryota; Metazoa; Tardigrada; Eutardigrada; Parachela; Macrobiotidae
Exons: 3
Coding region: 242-1627 (461 amino acids)
Molecular function (GO): protein binding
Source: RefSeq, a predicted model, not a curated record
GCACUUCGCAAUCCCGUAAUCGCAGUUAGAUCUUCUAAUAUAACGAACACGCUUUGAGUUUGCAGUUAUUAGGUUCCUAUUUUAUACAGUUAUCAUUCGAUUCAGUACAGACUAGGAGAAGAUUGUUUCGCACGGAGACUGCAGUUAAUCACAGACCGAGAAGGGAAAUUCUGCAUCGUUCCGUGGCGACUGGCGUUUGAAACAUCGCAUUGAAUCGGAUGCGCUCCGUUGCUGGUCGCGUAUGAGCAGGAACAUGCAUCUGCACGGAGACGACGACUACCCGCUGUUGGCAUGGAACGCCGUGGACGUUCUCGUCGACGGACACCUGCAGCACGGCUACGUCAUUAACAAGGCCCAAGGUGGCCUGAUUAUUGAUUUCCGUUGUUCUGCGCAACGUGCGCAGUUGAUCGAGUACGGACGCAUCUUUCGUCUGACUACCUUUUCGAGCCUAACCGAAAACGUGCCGCGGACAGCGGUGCAGGUGCUGUUGCGCCGUCCGCCCGACGGCGCGUUGAUCUGGUAUUCGGGAACGGUGGUCAGCCUGGGAUCCUAUUCAAAUGACGCUUUUGAAACCGUGCAAGUGCAGCUGCCCCACGGCACAGUUCAGGAGUGGGUUCUCCGCGGCCAACUGUGUCCUCUGUCCUCGGUGGUGAAUCUGGAGAAGGGACGCGUCGAGGAGAAACACUUUGUGCUCCGUAGUUGUCACUUGCCCGCAGCUUUCUGCGCCGAUGGGUCGCCGCUUCUCGGAGAGAUCUUCCAGUGGCAGUUGACGCGACGAUUCGAUGCCAGGAGCGUCGCCUUUAACCGUUCGACGCUGUGGUAUUUGCAGCGUCAGUAUGCCAGUCCAGUGACAGCCCGCCAAGUGGAAAGCGUCUACGCCUGGGCGAAACAACAAGAAGCCAGUGGCGGCACAUUGUGCACAUCCCGGACAGCGCAGCAGAUACUGCGUCGAGUAGCUCAGCAACGAAAUGUUGAUGAUCCUGAUGGAGGAGUUUGGCCGCUACCGCCUGAGCUGGUGGUAGCGGUCUUCCAGUCGCUGGAUUCCAUCGAACGGUUCCGCUGUCGUCGUGUGUGUUCACUGUGGAACAGUAUUCUUACCACGGAAGCAUAUUUCCCCGACGUACGAGUAUCGGGCAUCGAUGCGGAUUACGAAAUGCCUUUUAAUGCUAACGACCUGUUUUGGGCGCCGGCGGGCCUGCUAAAAUGCCUCAGCCACACCACCACGAUGGUGGUUAUUUCGGAUAUGACCUUUUUCUCCUGCAAAAACAUCCAUCACCUGUUCCAGCACAUCCUCAACGCCAGCCGCGUACAGACGCUGGUGUUGCGUGGCUGCGGUAACCCUGCGGCCGAGAACGUGUUCCAGGCCGUGGCGGAUCUGGCUGACUUGAUCGUGCGAUGCUGGCCGACGUUCGAUCGCGUUAUACUGAAGAACUGCAGCAUCUGUGAUGCCGAUCUACGGGCAGUGAUUGCGCAGCGUUCGUUCAGCACCCAUUCGUACAUGCGGCAGGAUAUCGCGCUGCAGUUGGUGGAUCUCAUGGAAAACAGUCUGGCUGUUGAGAAGCAGCUGGACCGACCGGCAUUGGCGGAAUGGAUGGCUGACGUUGUUGCGAGAGGAGCAGAUUGUUAAGGUCAUUCGGGAUCUGAAUUACUACCAGAGUUGGGAUCCUCGCCCGACGACUGCCUACCGCGGGCGAAUGUGGACCGUGUCGACCAUCUCCGAUUUGGAUGUCAGCCAACUGACCACAUUAACUGCCACGGUCUUGUGUCUACACAUUGCUUCAGCCGACUGAAAGACAAUACCGAUGUGUCAUUUAAUUCGUAAUGCACCGGCCGACCACAAGGUCCACAAGUAUUGUUAUAAGAAGGAAUGCAGAGACUGUUUUUUUAAACGGUUCGUUCUGUUUAUUGACUGUUCUGAGUUCUGACCAGUACCAUGAGUGCAGCAUAAAUAUGCAGUUUUAUCGGACUUUAGUUGUGGUUCUU